UAUUCUCUCUCUUUCUUCCCACUAGAUCGGGACACCUCAGAGGACAUAGCAGGCGAGUAGAAAGGCCAAGAACGAACAAAAUACCCGUGGCAUACAGGUUUUCACACCGAGUCAUCAAUACUUGGAAACUGCUGCCUGAAGCAGUGGUGUCCGCACCUUCAAUUGACUCUUUCAAGAGAAGCCUGGACACUCACAGAAGCAUACUAGAAAAGGUAUAACAAAGGCCGUAGGCCUUCUGUCCUUACUACACAAAUGUGAAUCUGAAUCGGAAUCUAUAAAGUGAUAUCGUAGAGCGCUUGCUGUAAACUAUGACCUUGAGAGGACGCGUACGUCAAGUUUGUUCCAAACUUCAGAAGUUUCAUAGCUGUGAUCUCAGAGCAAGAUUCUGAAGAAGAAAAAAGAGAAACAGAAGAACAGCAAGGCACUUGGAUAUGAACGCCAAACGUUGCUUAACAUUGUGUAGUAGAACGGGCAGAGGAUGAAGUGAAGUCAGAGGCUCCAUAUUAGAGAAUGUACUAAUGAAGAACAAUGAGUUGUGUCGUUUAACAAGUUGGAGUAAGCUCACAUGAAGGAAGGGAAGUCAAGGUUGGUACAAGGGAAGCGGUUUAUUAGGAGGGUGUGUAUAUAGAGGGUGAAGUGUUAAGAAUACUAAUGACUAUAUAUUUUGUUAUCUAAUUUUUUUUAUUUUUUCGUCUGUCCGAUGCCAGCUACACAAUCCUAGUGUGAAAGUUCGAGUUAGCAUGUUAUAGGUUGUCUUAGUAGAAUGGCUAAUCCAGCAUAAUAUUGGAAACAUGAGUCUGAGUGGUGAGCGUAGGAAGACAAUUUAUAUCACAGAUUGACUGACUUAUUCUCAAUCAUGAGGAGCCUGAUACAUACAAAAUGUUCUGUCCCCACAAACACGGGUGGAUUGAAGUUAUCGCCCUCACCAUCAAUGCUUGCUGGUCAGUAACUCCACCCUCCCUCCUUUUGUAAUGUUAGGCUCAUUUAGGCUUAUUUUUGUAUAUACGUCAUACCUCACACAAUCCUCUGUUUCACAACCUGUUGGAAAGCACUAUUUCUAUUAGUACCAUUUUACAAGCUUAUCAGGCAGUUACAAGCUAUGGACUGUGGGUAAAGCAUCGAUGCAGUGCCUCUGUUGACUAUAGUAUAAAGUAUAGUUUGCCAAUCAGAGUAUAAGCGUUAAGAAGGGUAUAUUGUAGGAUAGUUGUUGUAAAGAAGGAUUUUAGAUUCAUUUUGAUAGAAAUUACGGAGAAUAAAGCCAAGGGAUUUCCGCAUUUUGGAUGCUUUGGCUGAGAUGUGUUCAGAGAUAUUAAGACUGUGUGAGUAAUGUACCCCUAGGUCAGUUACUGAUGCCAGUCUGGGCAGUGUGUGAUUGCUAAGUGUUUCAUUUUAAGAGAUGUGUCUCCUAUACAUAACCAGCCUCAUUUCUCUGUGUUGAACUCUAACCUCCAGCGUUUGCACCAGUUGUCUACCAUGUUGAGUUCAUGUUGGAUUGUUUGCAUAGUACUGCGUAAAUCGCAAAUGUCAGUUUUAUAGAUGACUUUUAAGUCAUCGGCAUAGAGGUAGGUCUUACCUGUGCUAAAACACUUGCAUAUAUUGUUGAUGUAGAUUAUAAAGAGCAAUGGACCCAAGACACUACCCUGCACAACACCACUGGUUAUUGGUCGAGGUGUAGAUGUUUUAGAGUUAAUGUUAUUUAUUUGAUAUCUGUUCGUAAGGAAAGACUUGAUCCAUUGCAAAAGGGGAUUUAUAAUUGCAACUGACUUAAGUCUGUUGAUUAGAAGAUUAUGAAGUACUUUAUCAAAGGGUUUCUUAAUAUCGAGGUAUAGUAUGAUAACUAGUUUCUUCUGGUCACGUAUACGAGUAACCUCGUUAAAGAAGUCUAUCAGGCAUGUACUGCACGACCUUGUUCUAAUGAAGCCGUGUUGUGACGGGUCUAUUAGAUGUUCCUUGAGUAGGUGAUCAGAUAGUUGAUUUUGUAUCACUUUUUCCAUUAUGCGUGAUAUGACUGGAGUGAUAUUUAUAGGUCUGUAGUUUUCAACCAGGUUUCUCGGUCCGGAUUUGUGUUUGGGAAGAACAUACGUUACCUUCCAGGUUUCCGGAUAUGUACCUGUCUCUAAAGAUAAUGUGUAUAUUUUGAGUAGUAGCGUCUGUAUGUCCGGUCCUGACAUUUUAUAAACGAUUGAAGGGAUGUCAUCGGCACCAGAACUCGCAUUUGGCUUAAGGGUUUUAAUGGCGGUAUGUAUACUCCUAAUGCCGAAGUUUAUGGUACUAAGAUAGUUUUUGCCGGUGCACUUUAUGUCGAUAUCUGGAGCAUCAGAUGUAUUCCGAUUGUGAGGAAACCAUUCACUUAAUAGUUCACAUAUGACGGUUUGGUCAUUAUACGUUACUCCAUCGUGCAGUAAGGAGUGAAUGUUGUGGUCUGUGUUCUUUCUUAUGCGUUUCGUGAGGAGACGACAUAGGGCUUGGGCUUUAGAUGCAGCAGCGAGCGCAGUACGUUCCUCUACCUGUUUAUGCUUGUUGUGUUGACUUUGUACUCCGUCAAGUACAGAGUAUAUCUGGUGCAGGGCAUUGAAGUCUUUUGAUAUUUAGUACAUCCUUAUCGGUUUUCGUAGUUUAGACCUAGUCUUUUAGUUUACAUAGGGAGUAAUUGUUUUAAAACCAAUUUUAGAGGGUAUAGUAGUGUCUAGUGCAGAUUUGGUGGUGAUAUUGAAUAUUUCUAAUGUUUCUAAGAGGUUAUUACUGGUAAAGAAACUGCCCCAGUCAGAGUGCUUUAUUAGAAAUCGAAAGUUUUCGCAGUCAGCGUUUGCAUAGUCUCUAUAUUGGAAUCGCGUGUUUAAUGUCUUUAAUUUGUUGCAUAUGGCAAGAAUCGGAAGGGUGCAGAGGACUAUUUUAUGAUCGCUGUUGUGAAACUUUUCGCCAACCACCAUUGAUGUUGGUGUGACAUUAUGACAGAAUAUCAAGUCAAGAAUGUUGUGAUUUCGUGUAGGCAGGUGUACAUGUUGUUGCCAGCCGUGUAUGUCUAAGGACCUAAGUAUGCUUUCAAAGCACAAUGGGCCAGAAUGUGUUUUCCAGUUGAUGGUGGGAAGGUUGAAAUCACCACAUACAAUUUUGUAAGUGAAGUCAAGCGAGGCAGGCUGAGCAAAUGACUCACUUAUAAUAGUGUCAGUUGAACUAGGAGUGUUUGGAGCUCGAUAUAUGCAUCCGAUUAGUAUUUUACAUUCAUGAGUGUGCACAGUAAGCCGUAUCGAUUCAGGAAGUUUGCUGAGGACGUGGUCGCUAUAGAUUUCCGCUCUCAAAUUUUUUGAUACAUAAACGAGACAACCACCACCCUUCUUGGUGACUCGAUCACAGCGGAAGAGCUCAUAGGUGUCUAUUUGUAGAUAUGUGUCUGUGGUAUCGGAGGACAGGCAACUUUCCGUUAUCAAAACAAGUGAGGGGUUGUUUAGAAGUAAUAGGGUGCGUAGGUAAGUCAUCUUACAGGGCGGGUUUAUUGCGCAGCCGUUCGCUCCGUUAUAGUUUGUGGAUGUGAAGCGUGGCCAUUAAGAGUAAAGGAUAUUAGUGGGUCACUGGCAUUUGGUUAUAGGUGUCUACGAAGCAUUGUCCGUGUAUUUUGCUUUGCAACCACGGAGUAAGCAAUGUCUGGGUUAAGAAUAGAGUGCCAGGUGAGGAUAGGGAACCGACUGGUGAGGUAGUAAGUCCUCAUCAACUGAGGUGGUUGGGAUGUGUUACGUAUACCCAGCCACCGUUUACCUCGACGAGUGAUGUUUUCUGGUGCAGCAGUUGCUAGCUAGAAGAAAGAUAGGGGCGACCGAGCCAAAACAUGGCAUCAGUACGUGAUGUUACUGACAAUUGGACUUAGCCAUGUUAGCAAGUAUAGAUUACCUGGUUGUGGUCCGCGUGAUUAUCGUAACCAAUGGUCAGACUUUGAAUGACAUGGCUCAAAAUUGUUUGGAAUGGCGCAUGUGCAUCUAUUUUUUGUCUUCCCCGACAUAAUGAAACUCUACAUUCCUCAUAACAUAUUUUUGUUUAUAUUGCGCUUAUUUAGAUUUUCUUUUUAGGUCGUCUGUUCGACGCUUAGUUUUUUCUAUUCCCACUGUUACUGUUACUGCCUGUACUAUCAUGAGAUUUGGCCUGACAAAUUUAUCUCUGUGUUAAUGAGGUAUGACAACUUGAACAGAUGCACAUACGUACAGGUUCUACAUUUAUGACUGACUGGUAUUCUCAGAAACCUACCACUCUUCAGAUUUUAACAGGUUGGUUCACAAUCUGAUGUUUUGUCGUUGAAGCUCUGCCUACUAUCAUGUUUUAUAAACACUCAUCACAAUACAUUUACCGACAUGUAACAACUGAACAAUUAUUUAGCAUUACUUAUUGAAGAUUUAGUCAACUGACACGACGACCAGUUCAUUAUUUCGGCUUUCUGAUAAUCUUCGCUCUCAACCUCACAUAUGUCUGCUUGCGUUUCGCUGGACGCAGAAAAGCCGCACAAAAAGGACCCAUUAGAACUGAAUUGAGUAACGAGAAAACCAAAAGUAGGUUCCAGGAACAACUGAGGUCACACUUAGGUAGUUCGGAAAACGAGGCUGACCCAGAUGUUGCUUGGAAAGAUAUACAAGCAGCUGUGGAAAUAGCAGUGACAUCUAUUAGUGAUUUAGGCCACAGGGUUACAAAGAACCAAUGGAUUCCUUUCAAGGUCUAUUGCACUGAUGGAUUCUCGUAAACUCAUCCCAUCGGGUUCUGAACACGAUGAAGAGCGAAAACAAAUCAGAUCUAGGUUAAGCAAAAGUCUAAGGAACGACCGUGAGCAGUGGUGGGCAACGAAAGCAAAAGAGAUGGAAAAGGCGGCGGCUAUAUGGAACACAAGACAGCUUUACAGAUUAAUAAAAGAAACUGGAAUUACUAAGUCAAAUGUAAGUGAGAAUAUCUCGGAAAAAGACGACACUCAUCUGCUCCCAGUCCAGACGUUUAGAAAGAUCGGCGAAACACAUUAAAAAGCAGUUCAGCUGGUCUCCAGCUACUCUACAACUACCCAUCAUUCCCAGACAGUGUGAAUGGAACAUUGAAGUAGGUCCCCCAACUCUAGCAUAAGUUCAAAAGGCUAUAGCUAGUCUGAAACGAGGAAUGGCAGUUGGUCCAGAUGGAUUGGCUCUAGAGGUCUUUAAGGAUGGUGGACCAAUCUUAGCGAUUAGGUGGACUAAUAUUUUGGCUAAGAUCUGGGAGUUAGACGUUAUUCCAUCUGACUGGUCACAAUCACUUAUCGUCACAAUAUAUAAGGUAGGGUUAAAAUCAUCCUGUGACAACCAUAGAGGGAUUAGUUUAACUAAUAUAGUAUCUAAAGUACUAGCCUCGAUAAUUAUUGGACGCCCAACUAAGACUCGUGAACUGCAGACACGAGAAAAUCAGUCUGUCUUCAGACCUGGUCAUGGAUGCAUAGACCACAUAUUCACCAUUCGUCAGGUUCUAGAACACAGGCAUACUUAUCGGCGUCCGACAAUGGUGGUCUUUCUUGACUUAAAAGCAGCAGUUGACUCCGUAGACCGCGACAUUCUGUGGCAGUGCCUGUCAUUGAAAGGCGUACCUCAGAAGUACGUAAACCUUGUGAGGGCUCUUUACCCGAACACCACUAGUCGAGUCAGAGCUGAUGGCGACUUGUCAUCUGGUUUUGCGUCCGUCAAGGCUGCCCACUUUCUCCAUUUUUGUUUAACUUCAUCACAGACCUACUGAUGGAAAGAACAUUCACGUCGACUGAAUUCUCGGGUAUUGAUCUCCUUCCAGGAGGUCCACUUGUCGACUUGGAAUACGCAGACAACAUAGUCCUGUUUGGUGAAGACACUGAUAAAAUGAAGAGUCUUCUGGUGGCACUAAGCAACUAUACCAGAAUGUUUAGAAUGAGCUUCUCUCGUUUUGCUUUUGCUAACUUACGUCAUCUAUGGUGAAGGCGAGAUAUCCGUCUAUCAAUAAAAGGACAAGUGUACUGCGUGGCAGUUCGUUCUGCUCUAUUUUACGGCCACGAAACAUGGCCAUUAAGAGUAGAAGACACUCGUAAGCUACUAGUGUUUGACCACAGAUGUCUUGCCCUCAAAUGCCCUGGUAUGGCCGAGAGUGGGGUGGGGCCGCCCCCUCUCGAAACGCUCUCACAUGGCCACGCGUAUACAGCCUCUGCCAGGGAAGUCCUACUCACUGCCUUCUCGUGACAGGGGUGUUGUUUGCGAAAAUGAGAGGACGAAAAGCGAAUGUCCGGCGCUGUAACCGGACCCCAAACCAAAUCAAUGUUGCACAUGGGCUCCAGUAUCCUGCGGGAACAAAUGGCGUAUGAACCAAUCGUUGGCCACCGGCUACCAUGGGACUGGAUCUCCUCACGAUGCUCCACUGCCUUGUGGGUUAGACCUUUAGGUCAAAGGCUUGGGGUGUGGCCCCUAAGAAAACCACCUGCUUCGGUUUGGGCACCCGGGCAGUAUCCCAGCCCUCACACAAGUCGAAUGAUUUGUGUGGCGCAUAUCUACUUGGUGCCUCCUUGUACUAAUGUUUAUAUGUUUAAAUAAAUAAAUAAAUAAGUAAACAGAUGUCUUAGAAAUAUUGCUUGCAUCUGCUGGUAUCACCGGGUAAGUAACAGUGAGGUUAGAUAGGGUAUGGUAAAUCAGUUGAUGAGGUUGUGAGUCUUCAUCGACUGAGAUGGUUGGGCUACGUGUUGAGUGUGCCUGAACACCGAUUACCACGACGUGCAAUGCUAACGGGUGUUGGGGAUGGUUGGAAGAAAGUUAGGGGUGGCCAAACCAAAACGUGGCAUUAGUGCUUGAAGACACUAACAUCUGGUCUGAGCCAUGUUGGUAGAUGCAGACUACUCAGUUAGGGUCCACGUGACUAUCGUAACCAAUGGUUGUAGACUCUUGGUGAGAUGGCUCAGAAUCGAUCACAGUGGCGUCGGUGUAUACACUGUCUGUCUUCCCUUAAACUAAGAGAUUAAAAUCGCUUCAUAUCUUCCUUUCUAUGUACUAAAUCUUUCUUCCUGUACUAUAUCCUUAUAUGCAAUCUUUCAUAUAUUACCACUAUUGACUUAACUACUCCUAUGAAUCCGGUGUUCAUCUUGCUGUGCUAAUGCGGUAUGGCAACUUGGAUUGAUGCAUAUAUGUGCCUGGUCCUACGUUGUAG
Molecule: messenger RNA, 7152 nt
Organism: Schistosoma haematobium
Lineage: Eukaryota; Metazoa; Platyhelminthes; Trematoda; Strigeidida; Schistosomatidae
Exons: 2
Coding region: 5125-5727 (200 amino acids)
Source: RefSeq, a predicted model, not a curated record